Messenger RNA from Zymoseptoria tritici IPO323, 698 nucleotides. RefSeq lists its product as uncharacterized. NCBI's taxonomy places the organism in Eukaryota, Fungi, Ascomycota, Dothideomycetes, Mycosphaerellales, Mycosphaerellaceae. The record is from RefSeq and is a predicted model, not a curated record. Gene Ontology annotation, molecular function: protein binding; DNA-binding transcription factor activity. The transcript has 2 exons. The coding region runs from base 10 to 588 and encodes 192 amino acids. Gene Ontology annotation, biological process: regulation of DNA-templated transcription.
UCUCGUGGGAUGAUACAAAGGUGCACCGUGAUCAAGUCAUCAAUGCAUAUCGUGCAAGCGGUCUUAUCAUCACCUCAGUUGUCACACAAAUGCCCGCAAAAAAAGUCGACUAUCCGCAAUGCCGCCAAUGAGGAGGCGGAGAGAAAGGAGCGCAAGCGUCAACAGAAUCGCAUUGCACAACGUACAUACAGGCAAAAUCAGAAAGAGCGGAUUCAGAUCCUCGAGACUGCUAUAGCACGGAACAACAACGCUCACCACGAUCUGACGAGUCUUGGCUUAGAGACUCCGAUGACCUCAACCAUGCCGGCCCUUGGUCUGGAGACCCCGAGAACGUCGACCAUCGCCGAAACGACACAGACGCAGCUUUUCCAAGACCCGCUGCUCCGCCGAGGAUCGUCAUCGAAGAGCUCUGUUCACAACGAUCACAAUAUCCAAUCCGGAGACGAGUUCAGUCCCGGCGCGAUGUUCGGCGACGGACGUUCUGCUCUGCAUCGAGCAAUAUCGUUGGACAAUGGUCCCAUGACGGUCCUCCUACUUGACGAAGGCGCGGACAUCGCUAUUCAAGAUGCGGAAGGCAAUACACCAUGACACCUGGCGGCGGAGACGGGCAGUGACAUAAUGUUGAAUUUGCUGCUGGAAAGGUUGGCGGAUCCCGGAGCAACUGACUUUUUGGGAAGGACAGCACUUUUCUCGGCUGU